UAUAAAUGUAUAUUGCAAAAGUUUAAUGUAACUUAGUUUUAGCUAGCCUUUGUAUUAAGCUGCAGCGCGCGUCGCAUUCCCGCAUUUAGACACGCUUAAAAUGGCUCAGACACGCGUUGCAACUGCUACAACAACAGCAACCCUUAAUGGCACGGCAGCAACAUCGGCCGCCAAAACAAAUGGUGUCGUCCCAAGCCUGCUGGGUGAGGAUAACUGGGCGGAAUUUGAAAUUGACGUUCCUUGGGGCACCAUAGCUGGGAAAUGGUGGGGCGCUCGCAACAAGCAACCCAUUUUGGCGCUGCAUGGCUGGCAGGAUAACUGUGGCAGCUUUGACAAGCUAUGUCCAUUGUUGCCGGCGGAGUUCUCUGUGCUGGCCAUAGAUCUGCCGGGACAUGGCAAGUCCUCGCAUUAUCCGCAGGGCAUGCAAUACUUCAUCUUCUGGGACGGCAUCUGCUUGAUCCGACGCAUUGUUCGAAAGUAUAACUGGAAGAAUGUGACACUGUUGGGUCAUUCGCUGGGCGGUGCGCUCACUUUCAUGUAUGCCGCCAGCUUUCCGGAUGAGGUGGCCAAGCUGAUUAAUAUAGACAUUGCUGGACCCACGGUACGAGGCGUGAAACGCAUGGCCGAGGGCACUGGCAAGGCACUGGACAAAUUCCUAGACUACGAGACGCUGCCGGAGAGCAAACAGCCCUGCUACUCCUAUGAUGAAAUGAUCAAACUUGUGCUGGACGCAUACGAUGGCUCUGUGGAUGAGGAUUCUGUGAAAGUACUUAUGAAGCGAGGCAUGAGACCUAACCAGAAAGGGUAUCUAUUCGCGCGAGAUCUGCGGCUAAAGGUCAGUUUGCUGGGCAUGUUCACGGCAGAGCAAACCUUGGCAUAUGCACGGCAAAUCCGCUGCAAGGUGCUAAAUAUUCGAGGCAUUCCGGGCAUGAAUUUCGAGAAUCCCGAAGUCUACGCUGAUGUGAUAGCAACGCUCAAGCAGCAUGCAGCCUCUGUCGUCUAUCUGGAAGUGCUUGGAACGCAUCAUCUACAUCUAGUCACGCCGGAGCGAGUGGCGCCGCACAUUACGAACUUCCUGCUGGACAAGUAGAGAUGAGGCGAUGUCCGCCCGCUCCCUUAGCUAUGUAAGAGGCUUGAUAAGUGUAGAUAGAUACGGAUUGUUUGAAAAAGUAUUAAACAGCGACUAGAUGGUGGAAGAAAUGCAAA
Scaptodrosophila lebanonensis is the source of this 1206-nucleotide messenger RNA. It is a transcript of the gene kraken, whose product is annotated as probable serine hydrolase. The transcript is spliced from 3 exons. NCBI's taxonomy places the organism in Eukaryota, Metazoa, Arthropoda, Insecta, Diptera, Drosophilidae. The record is from RefSeq and is a predicted model, not a curated record. The coding region runs from base 101 to 1090 and encodes 329 amino acids.